This is a messenger RNA of Trypanosoma conorhini, 321 nucleotides long. RefSeq lists its product as uncharacterized. The record is from RefSeq and is a predicted model, not a curated record. Lineage: Eukaryota; Euglenozoa; Kinetoplastea; Trypanosomatida; Trypanosomatidae. Bases 1 to 321 code for a protein of 106 amino acids. The transcript has a single exon.
AUGAUUCACACUGUGGUUGGACGUUUUAAGGAAAGGCUUGGAGCUAUGCGGAUGACAAAGCAGGAAGUGCUAACUGCAGCGCUUCUCGUAUUCCUGCUGUAUGCUUCAUCGGUAAUGAUGUUUUUUGGCAUGAACUUCUGGCUUUGGUCCUUUAAAAAAGGACUUAAGCGAAGUUAUGCCAGCAUCCUUAUUCCAUCUGUGGGAUGGGCUUUGUUGUUUUUUGCUUCCUCAGUUAUGAUUCGUAUAAUAAAUUGGAUGAUUGGACGCUCUGAGAAUUUAUUUUUUGGUGGGGUCGGAGGGGCGUUGCUCUUCUUGUUAUAA